This is a messenger RNA of Linnemannia hyalina, 291 nucleotides long. Lineage: Eukaryota; Fungi; Mortierellomycota; Mortierellomycetes; Mortierellales; Mortierellaceae. The record is from the annotation of a GenBank genome assembly.
AUGAUUCAAGGCAUUCAGGACAACUUUUUUUCGGGCCGCCACGACAUCUUGGACUAUGCGGAUCAAAUUUAUCAAGGAUUGGAUAACAUUGACAAUCUGGAGACCCACAGCACACAAUCGAUAUCUCAGUCCAAUACCUCCUCUGCCAAGUAUACAUCACUUCCUGUCUACACAGGGGUUGACGGCGAUGAUGCUGUAUUGACGCCUUGGGACAUGGUUCAUGCAGUUCACCUUGCGGUUCACCUUGGUUUCGGAAUCUACGCAGAAUUGUUCGCAUAUGCUUGGCUAUGA